Molecule: messenger RNA, 981 nt
Organism: Capronia epimyces CBS 606.96
Lineage: Eukaryota; Fungi; Ascomycota; Eurotiomycetes; Chaetothyriales; Herpotrichiellaceae
Exons: 8
Coding region: 1-981 (326 amino acids)
Molecular function (GO): methyltransferase activity
Source: RefSeq, a predicted model, not a curated record
AUGUCCCACACGUCGAACACUGAAAGCAAUGACACUCAGGAUCAUCCUCUCGCCGCAGAGGCUCAACCCUAUGAAGAUGAUUCUGCAAUCGGAGAUGACGAUGAUCUCGACUCCACCGCUUCCUUGACGGCGAGCAUUUACAAUUUCCGCGAAGAAAAUGGGCGGACAUACAAUAGCUACGGCGAUAGAGACCUCCAACAUCAUCUUCUCAAGAUGACCUUUGGCCUUAGUGGAUGCGGCAUCGACAAGAGAGACGGUAUGCGUCGUGUUCUGGACAUUGGCACAGGCACAGGUAUCUGGGCUAUUGAAUAUGGUGAUCUCCAUCCAGAAUCAAUUGUAACAGGCAUUGAUGUUAGUCCAGUAAUGCCAUCAUUUGUUCCCCCAAACGUCCGGUUUGAAGUGGCAGAUGUGGAACGGCCGUGGACCUUUUCAUAUGAGUUCGACUUCAUCUUCAGCCGAAUGAUGACCGGGGCAAUCAGCAAUUGGAAGCAGUUGAUCCAACGGUGUUUCGACAACCUCAGCCCCGGGGGCUUUUUCGAACUCCAGGACAUAUCUUUCAAUCUUCGCUCGGAUGAUGGAACGCUCUCGGAGGACUCGGCGCUGGCAAAAUGGGCGGCAUAUAUGCUGCAUGCCAGCGUCAACGUCGGCUCACCCCUCAAUAGUGUCGAAUCGGUCAAAUCGCUCAUGAUCGAUGCCGGCUUCGUGGAUGUAGUGCAGCAUCGGUACUACUGGCCGCAAAAUUCGUGGCCAGCUGACCCCAAGCUUAAGAAAAUCGGGAUAUGGACAUAUCACGACUUUACUUGCUCUCUCUCGGGUAUCAGCAUGGCCUUAUUUACUCGGGGACUAGGCUGGACUGUUCCCGAGCUGGAGACGUUCCUGAUUGACGUAAGAAAGGACAUGAAGAAUACGUCGAUCCACGCAUAUUGGCCCAUGUUCGCAAUAUCUGGCAAAAAGCCUGAUCAUCCGGCGGCAGAGGCAUAG